Molecule: messenger RNA, 978 nt
Organism: Kalmanozyma brasiliensis GHG001
Lineage: Eukaryota; Fungi; Basidiomycota; Ustilaginomycetes; Ustilaginales
Product: NAD(P)-binding domain protein
Exons: 1
Coding region: 1-978 (325 amino acids)
Source: RefSeq, a predicted model, not a curated record
AUGUCAGCACUUUCUCAGAUCAGCAUCUUUCCCGCUACCUCGGCGACGGCUGUCCGCCUUGCAGAGCUCUUGCAGCAGCAGCAGCCCCAAAUCCGCAUCCGUCUAGCCGGCCGCUCUCCUGCCAAGCUUCAAGCUUCCAACAGCAGCGUCACCGUCUCCCAGACGCCCCUGGAAGUCGGCGAUGCUGCCUCGAUCAAGGAAGCGCUCGACGGCAGCGAUGCUGCCUACAUCAUGAAUCCGCCCUUUUACGGCGAGCAAGACCCUUUCAGCCUCUCGCAGAAGUGGGUCGACUCGAUCACAGAAGCCGUCAAGUCCAGCAGCACCAUCAAGAAGAUCGUCUACCUUUCCUCGGUCGGUGCAGAAAGAACGAGCGGAACUGGACCUAUUCGCAACACACACAUUGCUGAGCAAGGCCUGUUGGCCAACGUCCGCGAUGGUGUCGAGGUAUACGCUCUGCGACCGCCCUACUUCCUGUCCAACCUCAAAGCUGUUCUCCCGCUCGCUGUCGGACCGCCACACAUCCUGCCGUCGAUGAUGGUCCCCUUCGACCGGUCGUAUCAGUGGACUGACGCGAAUGCCAUCGCAAGCACAGCGCUCAAGUACCUCCUCGCUCCCGCCUCGCCCGACGGCGCAAAGAGCGGUCACAUCACAGCCGUUCAGCUGGUGACGCAGAAGAAGACAGUUCCUGAGAUCGCUCAGUACAUCUCCGAGAUCACGGGCACCCAGGUCAACGCCGUGCCCGUCCCACAAGAAGAGUGGUACAACACCUUCAAGAAGGCGGGCAUGCACGACGACCAGGCACAGCUGUUUGUCGAUAUGGCCACCGGUCAGUACACGGGUUACAUCGACUCGAUCCAUGAUGAAGCUGCGGUCGCGGAGGAGAAGAAGCGGGGGGUGACAGUGGUGUCAGAGCACCCCGAGGUGGAUCACAAGGCUGCGCUCAAACAGCUCCUUGCCAACGUCGGCAGCGCUCAUUAG